Molecule: messenger RNA, 1789 nt
Organism: Cladocopium goreaui
Lineage: Eukaryota; Dinophyceae; Suessiales; Symbiodiniaceae
Source: the annotation of a GenBank genome assembly
UCGCUUGCUACCGCCUCUUCAGCUCUUGCCGCGAUGAGUGAUGACUGCGGGAGCCUGCCGUUUGCUGAGACUCGCAUGUGCAGACAUCGCCCACACACUGAUGCGGCCGUGCCGUCGCGGGAGGAGCCGCAAACUGCCUGCGCGAGGUUUGCGGAUGCUGCUGGUGAAGUUGGUGCUGGCUUUGGGAGCAGUAGGGGCGCUCUUUGCUCUGCUACCUUUAAAGGCCCCAGAAGCGCCUGCGCAAAGCUUGCAACAAAAGACUGAGGAUGGGCUGGCAACCAAUGAAGUUCCUGAAGUUCCUGGCUUGAAAGCAGACUUUGAAGCAGACCGCAGCCAAGCUGAUCCCAUUGAGCCUGGCCUCAUUGAAGAGCCUGGUGGCACUGGUGGCAACGAUCCAAAGGAAGAGAUCAGCAGCCUACCUCCAGAUGUGUCAACAGUCCAUGAGACCUCCAUUGAACCCGCAGCCCCUUCAACCAAGCAGAAGCAGAAACCACAGAAGCUCAAGACUCAGCAGACUUCCAAACCAAAGGAAAAUUCUGACAAGGGCUCCAAACCCAAAACUGAUAUGGACAAAGCCUCCAAGCCAAAAGCAGAUGUGGUGGACAAGGCCGCCAAACCGACUUUGUCAGAAGAAAUCCACGUGUGCUUCUGCAGCGAUGAUACGGACUGGCGCCCACUUGCGGCGGCCAUCAACUCCACCUUGCAGAAUGCAAAGCGACCCCAUAUGGUUACUUUUCAUCUGAUCACAUCGCAAGACCUGGCUCCUGUCGUUAGCAGCGUGUUGGUCAAAGUCCUACCAGCCCUGGCUACACAGCUCAAAGUGCAUUCCAGCACCACUCUACAGAGCCGCAUCAAGAGCUUAAUCAGCUAUCGCAAGAGCUCUGGAGCGCGGAAAGGCCUUGCAAGUCCCUUUAACUUUGCUCCAUUUUACUUGGAGGAUUUCAUCUCCCAAAGCGGGGAGCUUCCGCAGAGGCUGAUAUAUCUUGACACGGAUGUGCUGCUGUUGGACGAUAUUGGAGCCCUGUGGAAGACGGAUAUGAAAGGCUUGCCUGCGGCCGCCGUGGAGGAUUGCUCUCAAAGCUUCGAACUUUAUAUCGACUUUGCUGAAAUGGAAGAGCUCGGUUUAAAGUCCGGCAGUCUUAGCCCCAAGGAAUGUGUAUUCAAUCGUGGCAUUUUCGUGAUGGAUGUGACACAGUGGAAGCACCUUCACAUCACUCAAGACAUUGAACACUGGAUGAGCAAGUAUCGGGAAUCCAAGAAGGACAUUUACAAAUUUGGAAUGUCUCAACCACCAUGGCUGCUGGCGCUUCACAAGAAGUAUCACAAGUUGGGUUCUGAAUGGAACUGCAGGGGCCUUGGUCGUGACACCUUGUCGUUGAAGGAGCUGAAAGAGCUGAAGCACACCCUGAGCUUGGACUUCAAAGCUUUGCAGAAGGUUGGUGCACGUGCCAUGGGAGAACAGGCUACGCCUUACAUUGCGUCUUGUUCCAGGGAAGCUAUGCUGUUGCAUUUCAACGGAAAGCUGAAACCCUGGCGAAGUCGAAGGUGGGUCAGAAAGCAGCCCUCGCCCAUGUGCCUCGUCAAGGCCACGACAUUUCCAACGCUCCAAAGGAAGAAUGUCAAUGGCAUGGACUUCGUACGCUGUGCAGACAUUUGGUCGAACUUUUUAUCGCCUGAGUCGGUGGAAGUUCUCAACGCAACCGCGGUGCAGUUCUACGAGAGCUUCAAACAGUGAUAGCUCGCAUCGAUGCCGAAAGGAAAGGGUAAGAUGGGGCAAUUCACAGCUAAA